GGGAGGAUGCGAGCUUUAGGAGCGGGCUGAUGUGUGGUGAGACUACAGUCUGAUCUACACACAUCCUGGGGUAGAUCCGUGUCUGGAUCAGCCUGGGACCUCCUCUUUUUUUUAGGAUCUCUCAGUGUGUGUGUGUGUGUGUGUGUGAGAGAGAGAGAGACUUUACAGCACGAGACUCCGGAGAUGUUCGGCGUGUGUGUGUGAGAUUCCGGCACAUGGAGCUCCGUAGCGCGGAACAUCCUCCGACUGUCAGCGGCUCUUCAGGCUCCAUCCGCAGAGGGACACCCCGAGCCCCUGCUGGACUCUGCCUCCGCUCGGACCCGCAGCCCCAGCAUGGGCACAAAGAAGGAGCCAGUGUGGGGAUCAGUCAGGGGCUUAGCACAGAGGAGCGCAGGAGACCGUACGGGAGUCGUUCACGGAUGAUCAGUGUUUCUAUUAACGGAGUGUUUUUUAGUGAAAAAGAAACUUUAUGAGAGAGAAUAAAGAGGGACUGCCGAGGGAGCGACUGUUUAUAGCUGCUACAAGUAAGUUAACCUGGCAAUGGGGAUCGAGGAGUUGAGUGUGCGGAACGGUCGUGCGGUGUCUGACCGCUGGGCUGACAGUGUGGUGGUGCGUCCCCGGACCCCUGAGCGCCACGUCACCGUGCACAAGCGGCUCAUGCUGGCAUUCGCUGUCUCCAUCCUCACGCUCGUGGUGGUGUCGGCUGUCGCUGUGACGCUGGCCGUCAGCUUUGAGAAAUGCGGCAGCGGUCAUGAGAUUGUGGUUUCACCUAGUACCGGCUCCAAUCAGUCACGAGAAAGAGGUAGCGAACAAAAAGGUGGGGACAUGCAGCCGUGGCGGCAUUUACGCUUACCAACAUCAGUGAGACCCCGCCACUAUGACCUCCAGCUCUCCGUCUACAUGCACAACUUCACCUUCUCUGGGGAGGUGAGCAUCGAGCUCGAGUGUUUGAACGCCACCAAGUUUGUCGUACUGCACGCUGACAAGCUGAACAUCGAAAAGGUGGCUGUGUAUUCGGAUAAUAAGAAACCAGGCGCCAUGAGGAUCCACCGGCACUUCCGGUACCCACACAACCAGCUGUACGUCAUCGCGCUGCACCGGGAAAUGAAACCCUUCAGAACGUAUAAGAUCUACGUGACUUUCCAGGCUCAGAUCCAGAACCAGUUUCUGGGAUUUUACCACACCUCCUACAUGCUGCACGGUGAGAGAAGGUACACUGCUGUGACUCAGUUCUCUCCGACUCAUGCAAGGAAAGCUUUCCCAUGUUUUGACGAGCCUGUCUAUAAAGCCACCUUCAGUGUGACACUGAGACAUGACGCUUCCUUCCAAUCCAUCUCCAACAUGCCCAUCGAGUCGUCCAGGCUGGACAAGGAUGGCUGGAUCACCAAUCGGUUCUCCAGGACGCCUCGGAUGUCCACUUAUUAUGUUUCGUGGGCUGUGUGUGACUUCGGCUCCAGACAGACGAUGACACAUAGUGGAGUGAUGAUAAGGCUGUUUGCGCGGCCCGAUGCCAUUCAAAGUGGAUCCGGAGAUUAUGUCCUGCACAUCACCAAGAGCCUCCUCAACUUCUAUCAGGAUUACUUCCAAAUCACAUAUCCGCUGCCCAAACUAGAUCUCUUAGCUGUACCGAAACACCCAUAUGCAGCGAUGGAGAACUGGGGUCUUAGUGUGUUUGUGGAGCAAAAAAUCCUGCUGGAUCCGGAUGUCUCAUCUUUCUCUUACCAGAUGGAUCUCACCAUGGUAGUGGUGCAUGAGAUCUGUCAUCAGUGGUUAGGGGACCUGGUCACUCCAGUGUGGUGGGAUGACGUGUGGAUUAAAGAGGGAUUUGCUCAUUAUUUCGAGUACCUUGGAAGCGACUUCCUCUUCCCAAAAUGGAACAUGAAACAGAGGUUCCUGACCGAUGUCCUUCAUGAAGUCAUGCUGCUGGACGGCAUGGCGACGUCUCAUCCCAUCUCACAGGAGCUUUCCCAAAUCGCAGACAUCCACAGAGUGUUCGACUGGAUCUCCUACAAAAAGGGAGCUGCGCUGAUUCGCAUGCUGGCCAACGUCAUGGGACAAAAAGCAUUUCAGAGAGGCAUCAAUGAUUAUUUAGUGAAGCACGAGUACGAAAAUACGGCCAGGGACGACUUGUGGAACUCGUUCUCACAGGCCAUGCACAGGGAAGAAAAGGAAAUCAACAUAAAGGAGGUGAUGGACAGCUGGAUUUUGCAGAAGGGGUACCCCAUGGUUACCAUUAGCAAGAAAGAGAGCCGGGGGGACGCUGUAACCAUCCGCCAGGAACACUUUCUCUAUGACACGGACACUAACAUCCACCAUCAUCAACUUAACAGAAGUUUGCAGUGGCAGAUCCCGUUAAACCUGGCAUUGGGAAACUUCAGUCACAUAUCGUCUGAGUCUCUCAUCUGGAUCAUUAAUAAAACAGAGACGCACCGAGUGGGACGUAUAGACGAGGAGACGUGGUUGCUAGGCAACGUCAAUCAGACGGGCUACUUCAGGGUGAACUACGACCUUCACAACUGGAGGCUUCUGAUCCAGCAGCUGAUGAUCAACCCCACAAUCAUCUCAGUGGGGAAUCGUGCUGGUCUAAUGGACGACGUCUUUAACCUGGCCAGAGCCGGCUAUCUCCCUCAGAACCUCCCACUGCAGAUCAUCUGUUAUCUGUCCAAGGAGGACGAGUUCCUGCCCUGGCAUGCUGCGAGCAGAGCGCUGUACCAGCUGGACAAACUGCUGGACCGCACCGAGGACUACAGCCUCUUUAGUAGUUAUGUGUUGAAGCAGGUUGAACUGAAGUAUCAUAAGCUGGACUGGCCAAGGUUAAAAGCAGGCGACUCCCCCAGACAGGCCAUCUAUCAUACCGAUGAGCUCCAGAGGGAGGUGAUCAUGUUGGCCUGUAGUUUUGGGAACAAACAUUGUCACCGGCAGGCCAUGUCGCUCGUCUCUGAGUGGAUCUCCAGCAACAAGAACAGGAUUCCCCCUAGCAUACGUGAUGUGGUGUACUGCACAGGCGUGUCUCUGAUGGACGAAGACAUCUGGGAGUUCAUGUGGAUGAAGUUUCACUCCUCCACCGCCGUCUCCGAGAAGAAGGUCCUGCUAGAGGCCCUGACCUGCAGCGACAACACAUUUCUUCUCCACAGACUGCUGAAUGCGUCUUUAAACUCUGACCUGGUCCCAGAUCAAGACGUGAUCGACGUCAUCAUCCACGUUGGACGCAACCCACACGCACGGCAUUUAGCCUGGAGAUAUUUCAGGGAGAAGUGGGACGAGCUGAACUCCAGGUUUGGCGAGGCUUUAUUUCUUAACUCCAAAUUAAUCAGCGGAGUGACGGAGUUCCUCAACACACAGACAGAGCUCGAUGAGCUGAAGGACUUCAUCCAGACAAGCACUGCUGGAGUUUCCUCGUCCGCGUUCUCCCGAGCACUGGAGGUUGUCCGGGCCAACGUGAAAUGGCAUGAGCGUUAUAGAGAGCGCUUCUUCCAGUGGCUGAGGAAAUCCAGCGACGGCUAAAGGUUCAGCUGCUGCUGAUGUCUUUGCGUAGAUCCUCCGUCACACGUUUGUAACCCAAUUAACCAGAAAGGAGGAUGAGACCAGACGUGAUUGUACAUCCUGAACAUCUGGAGUCCUCUGUUUCCUCCCUGAACAGGAACAAGCAGGAUGAGCAGGAAGUGGACAUGAGUUGCAUGAUGCUUGUUACCUCUACUCUCCUUCACCUGUUUUCUGUUUUGUUAUGUUUUUAAUGCAUGAAGGCAACGAGAGAAGUUUCUACCUCGCACAGAAAGCAGCAGGAGGAGAGCAGGGCAUGGUGUUGUGGUCAUCGGUGUAUAAAGUGGUCGUGUUUUUUUAGGAAGUGUGGUGUUUCUCUUUCUUUCUCAGUGACAAGGGAUAAACAAUGAAGGAGGAGAAAAAGUUUUAUAAACGCUGCUAUGUCAGGGUUGGUUGUCAUGGAAACAAAUCAGGACGGAUUCAGAUAUUUGUUACGUUAGGUGAAUAGUGGAUGUGUACAAAAUUCCAAAAUUCCUGGCUAUUUAUAAUCAUAAUAAUAAUAAUAAUAAUAAUAAAAUGCCCUCAGAAUAAUAUCAAGCAGAUAAUGUUUUACUCGACAACCAGGAUUUGAUUGUUUUCCUACAACAGCACAAGCCUCAGUGUAUUAUUCCUCUUAUACCUCAGCAGCCAGUAUUUAUUUUUUUUUGCCAUGUGGUACUUUUUAUGCAUUUACCGUACCAUAAAUGUUAAACAUUUGACCAAAAUGGUACCACACCAACGCAUACAAAUGCUGUUGCUAUAGAAACAAUAUUAUAUUUGAACUAAUCUAAACUGUUACAGAAAAUAAAACAAUAUCUGGCCAAUGGGAAUCCAGAAUUCAAAACUUCUUUUUCAAAAAUACUUACAUAUUUUCUCUUUGCUUCAAGAAUAAACCCCUAGUUCUGAUAUUAGCCCUUUUAUUUGUACUGUGUUGGGAAAAUGAAA
Clarias gariepinus (North African catfish) is the source of this 4464-nucleotide messenger RNA. RefSeq names its product thyrotropin-releasing hormone-degrading ectoenzyme-like. Gene Ontology annotation, molecular function: zinc ion binding; metalloaminopeptidase activity; peptide binding. Lineage: Eukaryota; Metazoa; Chordata; Actinopteri; Siluriformes; Clariidae. Gene Ontology annotation, biological process: proteolysis; peptide catabolic process. The transcript is spliced from 20 exons. The record is from RefSeq and is a predicted model, not a curated record. Gene Ontology annotation, cellular component: cytoplasm. Bases 541 to 3504 code for a protein of 987 amino acids.